Vanessa tameamea is the source of this 521-nucleotide messenger RNA. Its product is annotated as 34 kDa spicule matrix protein-like. The record is from RefSeq and is a predicted model, not a curated record. The transcript has 2 exons. Bases 27 to 407 code for a protein of 126 amino acids. NCBI's taxonomy places the organism in Eukaryota, Metazoa, Arthropoda, Insecta, Lepidoptera, Nymphalidae.
AGUUUUCAUUUAUCAAGAGUCCAAAAAUGGCACGAUUUAAUAUAAUUUUCGCCUUAGUUAUUGUAGUGUUUUUAACAAUUGCUGAAGCAGGAUUACGAGAACGUCGUUCACCUCAAUUUAGUCAAGCAAGUGCCAGUGCAGCAUCGUUUGGAGGUAACAGGUAUCCACCGAGACCAGGAUUUGGGGGUCCUGUAUCAGGUUUUGGGCGCCCUGGACCAGGUUUUGGUAGUGGAAGACCAGGUGGCAACUUUGGAGGUUCCGGAUUUGGACAUGGUUCCCAAAGAGGAUUUGGACAAAAUCUACCAGGAAGGCAGGGUGUCAAUAUUAACAUUGCUAAGAGUGUUAGCAUCAGCACUGGUGGUCGUGGUACGGCGUUGUCUCAAGCAAGUUCGAAUUCAAGAGGCUAGUGAUGUGUUUAUAUUAAGACAAUUAUACGACAUUUCUUUGUUAGGAUAUUUGUAAGAUUUCGAUUAAAAUAUUUUUCUAGAUUAUACUUGAUUUUUAUUUUACAGCUUAACUUA